This is a messenger RNA of Carcharodon carcharias (great white shark), 2364 nucleotides long. It is a transcript of the gene riox1, whose product is annotated as ribosomal oxygenase 1. Gene Ontology annotation, molecular function: histone H3K4 demethylase activity; histone H3K36 demethylase activity. The record is from RefSeq and is a predicted model, not a curated record. Gene Ontology annotation, cellular component: nucleolus. The transcript has 15 exons. The coding region runs from base 46 to 1893 and encodes 615 amino acids. NCBI's taxonomy places the organism in Eukaryota, Metazoa, Chordata, Chondrichthyes, Lamniformes, Lamnidae.
CGGGCGGCUGGCGUGAACGUGUUGACGUCACGGCGCCCAGCAGCCAUGGCCGCUUGCAGCGUGUCGGCCUUCUCUGUUUAUCGGAGCCUGACGGCGGAGAACGGGCUUAGCGUUCAGACUGAUGGACAAUCAAAUAAGACAAGUCAGGAAAAACAAAAGCGUUCCCUACGUUUGUCCAGGAGGAACAGGAUAAUCAAGAGGAAACGAAAAUAUUUAAAAGUUAAAACGGAAUCCUCAUUAGAUAUUCACGUUGUGAAUAAUGCCGAAAUAUUACAAAGGACAAAUGACUAUGCCGAGAAGGAGUCCACGGGUCACCGUGCUAAAAGAAAAAAUAAUGGUAAACGGGUGCAUAAAAUUAAAAAGCUGAAGUUAAAGCCUAGGAAAGCCACAGCACUGUCCAGCGAUGUUCCAACAAGCUGUUCAACAGUAAAGAGUGCAACAACUUCCAAGGCAGGGUUUCCUAGGAAACCAUUCCAGACCAAAGAUUCAAGACCUUGGACAGGACCAUCGUUAUCAAUACUACUUCGGGACCUACGUCACAUACAGAACAGUAAGGAAAGAUCAGUUAAACUCUUCGAAUGGUUAAUAGCACCAGUUGCUCCAAAGAGGUUUUUCAGCGACAUUUGGGAAAAGACCCCAGCUUUGAUUAGGCGCCAUAAUGGCAGCUACUACAAAGGAUUAUUCUCCUCAGAAGAUUUUGACAGAAUCCUGAGAGAGGACCAUGUCAAUUUUGGAGUAAACCUGGAUGUAACAAGUUAUUUUGAUGGGGAAAAGGAAACCCAUACUCCUACUGGCAGGGCAUUACCUGUAGUGGUGUGGGACUUUUAUAAGAAUGGAUGUUCUUUGCGGCUGCUGAAUCCUCAAGUCUUUUCUGGAACUGUUUGGAAUGUGCUUUCUAUUCUUCAGGAGUCUUUUGGGAGCAUGGUUGGGGCUAAUGUUUAUCUGACUCCUCCUGGGAACCAGGGAUUUGCACCACAUUAUGACGACAUAGAAGCAUUUGUGAUUCAGCUAGAAGGAAGAAAGAGCUGGCGUGUCUAUGAUCCUAGAUCAAAUGAAGAAAUUCUUCCAGGUGUUUCAAGCCGUAACUUUACUCAGCAGGAAAUGGGCACUCCUAUUAUGGAUACUGUACUUGAAGCUGGAGACAUGCUGUACUUUCCUAGAGGCUUUACCCACCAAGCAACCUGCACAUCUGAAGUGCAUUCCCUCCACAUCACCCUUUCAACUUUUCAGAGAAACUCUUGGGGAGAUCUGCUACGUAAACUUUUUCCUGGUACCUUGGACUUAGCUAUAGAAGAUGAUAUGGAAUUCCGUGAGGGCUUGCCCGUUGAUUAUCUAGAAUAUAUGGGAGUGCAGAAUUCUGAAAGGGAAGAUGACCCACGGAGGGAAACAUUUAAUAAAAAGAUAUAUAAUUUAAUGAGAAAGUUGCUCAAAUAUGCACCAAUUGAUGCAGCUGUUGAUCAGAAAGCCAAAGAUUUUAUCCAUGACUGCCUACCCCCUGUGCUUACAAAAGAGGAACUAGCAUGCACUGUGUACAGUGCACCAGCCCGAUGGAGAGAUGGUGGGCCACGCAACAUUGUUCUGCAGAUACGAGGAAGCACCCGGGUACGAAUGCUUCGCAGUAACAUUGCCAGAUUAUGUGGUGAGGAUGGCAGCAUACUGCUGUACUACACAAUAGAAAAUUCCAGAGACUACCACAAGGAGGAAGAAAAAUGCAUAGAAAUAGAUCCAGAGCUUGCUGAUGGUGUAGAACUCUUGCUUUGCUCAUACCCUCAAUAUAUAAAAGUUGAUAGCCUUCCAGCUGGAAAUCUGGAUGACAAGAUCUCUUUAGCUGCUGCCUUGUACGAGAAAGGUCUACUAAUGACUGAAUAUCCAUUGCUGCCUAAGAGGGACUAAUCUUUUACUAGGAACUGGACCUUUUAAACGAGUUUCAUAUCCAGUUAUAAUCUAUUACAAAGUUAACAUAUAAUUGUUCAUUGUACAAAAUACUUUAAUAUCAGAUUUGAUUUAAAUAGGUUUUUUUUCAGUCUGACUUGUCCUAAAACUUGCCCUUUUUUAUGUAACAAUUGGUUUACAUCCAAAAAUGAAGCAAGACCAUACCGACUACUGAGGAAUGAAUGCCUUGCUAACUGUAAUGACUGUGUAUUCAAUGAUUUGUGUCUUUACACAGCUGCUAUUGAAGUAUCCUAUGUAUUUUGCCGUACUUUCUAUGCGCAUAUACAGCUAAACAUUUAGAUUUUGUGAAGUAGAGAUGUGCAGAACAUGCAGAUGAGCAUUUGAAUUAUGGUUUUAUAACUGAUGCCACAAUGUGAGGGGGUGACAGAAUGCUUUGAAAAAAUAACUAUUAAAACAAAUUAUGUAACUUUA